UGAGAGACUGUUGCUUAGCAACGGAACUCAAACGGUCGCCUCCAACUUUAUUGACAAGUCAGACUGCGAGCACUGCGCUAUACUGGCGCGGUGUAUAAACGUGCUUCGUCUCUGCACCGGUGACACCGCAGGAUAUGAGUGCUGGACGGGCACCCGAGGGUGCUGGCUGCAUCACCUGGUGGGGGUUCAGUCCGGCGCGCGACCUGCUGAGCACAGGCCCCGUGAGGCCUGAAGGGGACAUCAACGUGUUACUGGUUGGCAGCGGAGAUCCACGACAUAUUUUGAAGACCAUUUCUGGUUUGCAGAACCACGAAAACCUUCAUGUGUGGGUGAUAGAAGACAGCAUGGAGGUGGUGGCGCGGCAGCUGCUGCUCCUCUACCUGGCACUGAUGCCAAAGGAAAGCAUGGGAAAUAAUGAGAAGGCCGAGGUUUUCUUGGAGGUGUUUGGGAACGGUGAGAUCCGCAGUCACACUGAAGAGAGACUGAGACGCGCGGCAUCGCAGCUCACCGUGUCUGUCGCCGAGUCUCUGGAGACGGCGACCCACCCGGCGCUGAACACGGCUCUCCUCAAGUUCAAGGAGCGAGAUGAGCUGGCCAGGAUAUUCCAGAUGUGGACCCGGCCUCGGCCUUCGUCGUCCUCAUCUGAGUGCGCUGUCCCCGUCUCGAUGUCCAAAGCCUGGGAUUAUCGGGUCAGGCAGCACCUCGGAACGCGCUACGACUCCAAGAAGAACUGCUUUGACUGGGACCUCUCCAUGAAACUAUACGAGAAAGGGUGCGGCGUCAUCAGCAAACAACAAUAUGCACGAUGGAGGGAACAGGGUUUGGCGUUCGAAAUGAGGGAAGGUGUCUACCAAAUAAGCAAUCCGAGUUUGCUCUCGUCCAGAGUGUUCCGUCAAAAAGGGGGGAAAGUGUCUUACAGGGGCUACUGGGGGGACAUUGUUUCCAGUCCUUAUCUCUCCUUCGGGAUUGAAACCGAUGACAAGAACCUGCUCAGGACACAGAAUGGGCAACACAUCUCGACGGCCCAGGAUAUCUCUGUUGCAAAUGUGCAAGAAUUGUUCCAGUCCCUGUCCAGAAGACGGGGCCGCUCCAUCACCUCUCAGUCGGAGGUAAAGGCGGAGGAGGCGUCUCCUGAGGCUGAUCUGAAAUCUGUCCCCGUUCACGACUUGAUGCAGCCGGAUGGGAUCUCUGUGACAUUCCUCCCGUUGGACUCACUUUACAAACUGCCAGAAAAACAGAAAUAUUCCCACUUCUUUAACACCAUCUACUUCUCUGCCAGCUGCGUGCACCUGCUGGGCCCGACGAUUCGGCAGAUUGCAGCACCAGACGCCGUGCUGGUCGUGGAGCUGGCAAAGUACAUUUUGGAUCUGACUAAGGAGCAAGCAGCAGGCUUUGCAGAGAAAGUGGUGAGCACGGCUCUGCAGGCCGAAUUUGAGCCGUGGCGUGACGGGAAGAGUGACGACGUCCAUGCUGUUUUCAUACCACAGAGGAAGUAAAGGUGGUGCAUUUAUUCUGCUCCCCUUGUCAGCAGCUUUACCUUCAACAUAUGCAACAGUCAAGGUGAUAUUGCUUCACAUCAGAGUCACUUUUCAGGAUCUUAUGCAGACAGAAUUUAUUUUUCCUCCAUAAGGAAGUUUACCAGCCACAGAAAUCUUUCUUCUUUUUCUUUUUUUGUCACUGUGAACUUUCUAGUGUUUGGAUUUUAUAACAAUAAAUAAAGAAAUUUAAUUUAGAAUUUGAAUGACACUGCAAGAAAAAUAUCCAUUUUAUGUAUUUCAACAAAUACAGAUGCAAUUGCCAUGGAUGUAUUGUAAUAAAUGCCACACAAAAAUC
Messenger RNA from Gasterosteus aculeatus aculeatus (three-spined stickleback), 1833 nucleotides. RefSeq names its product dynein axonemal assembly factor 3 like (gene dnaaf3l). NCBI's taxonomy places the organism in Eukaryota, Metazoa, Chordata, Actinopteri, Perciformes, Gasterosteidae. The record is from RefSeq and is a predicted model, not a curated record. Gene Ontology annotation, biological process: motile cilium assembly; axonemal dynein complex assembly.